GUCAGUUGAAGGGAUGCCCUCGCCGUGUGAGCAUCGCUUUUGUCGCUCAGUGUUCCGAAGAGUUCUCCCUGGAUUCGAUUUCUCCCGAGACUCAAGAAAUAAUUCUUACUUUCAAUAACUGUCUUGAUAAAGCAGUUAUAUUGUGAUUAUCAGCUGACUUUUGAUCUACAAGAAACAUUUACAGUGCCUUUGUAAUUUAUUUUAACAUUCAGCGUUGUUAAUGAAACUGAGACUGAAAGUUCUUCAGAGCCAUGGCUGACUAUCUGGAUGAUAGAUUUAUGUGGCAGGAUAUCGAAACUGUCUUGCUGGGGGAUAUAAAAUUGCUUUCUUCAGAAGACGGAGGUGUCUCUUCGCCUUGUAUCCCUGCCCAAGAUAAUGUGCCAUCAUCAGAAUCCCAUUACUCUCACCACCAGCCUACUUCUGAAGAUCCAUCACCACUCACAGCUCUAAGCCCCCAGCCUCAUCAGGCAUUGGUUCUGUCUGAUCCCCAUUCUAUAGUAGCACCUCAAGAGCCUACGAAUCUGCACUCGACCAUACCUCCUGAACCAACCCCACUGCCACCGUUAUCUACUAUAACAAGUGUGGCAUCUACUCACGUAGCCAAUAGCCAUGGGAUACCCAAUCUUCCAUCUCCUGCUCAACUUCCAGUUCAAUCUCCACCUCUGCAGUGCCAUGCUGUUGUGUCUCCAACAACUUCCCAGUGUCCAUCUAAGCCCCGUAUUCUUUCGCCACCUUCUGGAGAAACGUACCCUAGUGUUACGCCAUGCCCAAUACCAUACCCAGCCCAGCAAUGGAGAGUCAAGAGCGAAUACGGGGAACAGGUCGUUCCAGAAGUGAACUGGGAAUGCAAAGAUGGGUCCUACUGGACAGAGUAUUACCCGACCAAUGAAUCCAUAGUGCAAUAUGGGUGCUUUCCAACAACCCCUCCUUAUCCAGCAGAUUUGUAUCCUCCAACUGGGGCAGUGCCAGCACCUUACCAUAAUGCCAUUCCUCCUGCCUCAUCAAAUUCUUUGCUGACGCCCCCAUCUUCGCCAUCCUUCAUGACACGGCAUCUAUCUGCAGAUCAAGCUGGCACGGGACCACAAAACAUGCCCACAUGCUUACCAGUCGGGGUGCCGCAGGGCUUCCCGACAUCAGCGCCCCAAUCGCAGCAGGCACCCGUAGCGAAGACCAAAGUUCGGCGUCGCCGGACAUGGACUAGAAGGAAAGCCGUUAUCCACACUUGUUCUCACAACGGAUGCGCCAAAACUUACGCCAAAUCAUCGCACUUGAAGGCCCACAUGAGGACACAUACUGGCGAGAAGCCCUACACCUGCGACUGGAAGGGCUGCGGAUGGAGAUUCGCACGUUCCGACGAACUGACUCGGCACUACCGCAAGCAUACGGGUGAUCGACCAUUCCAGUGUCGACUGUGCGAGAGGGCUUUCUCGAGGUCUGACCAUCUCAGUCUUCACAUGAAGCGCCAUCUCGCUAUAUAGAUUUGAAAUGAAAUCUCACCGUUUUCAUAUAGUGCCAUCAUCAAGUGCCAUGAAUAGUUGUGUGCCAUAUCUACCUUUGAGUGCCAUCGUUCUUCUUUUGAAUCUUGUGUGACAUUUCAUCAGAUAUACAACAGUAAUCUGAAAUACGACUUUAUCUUAAGUGCAAAGGAACAUGGCGAGGUUUUUGUCCGACGUACAAAAUGGACUGCUUAAACUGUCUAAUAACAGUGCAUACCUUUUUUCAUAAGUCCUCAUAAUUUUAGGUUUAAUUUUCAUGAACUGUCGAAAAUAAGAACAAAAAUCUGUGAAAAGUAAAGUUCAAAAGUUUCCUUAUUUUCUGCUCAUUAAUACUGGUUAUUAUGUAUUUUAGGAAUGUAUACUGUAUUGAGAAUUUUCUAUGGGUUUUUAAUGACAAAAUUCAGAAUCUAAAGUUCCCGAUCUCAUUAGCUAAGGAACGAUAGUUUUCGUUGGUUUGAAAUAUUUUUUGGCAAAAUAAAUUGGCAACAUUUAUUGGUGACUGACUCUUUGUCUUAUAAUUUUCACUAUUUACAGGAUAUUAUUUGCUUUUUUAUUUUCUAAUAUCAUUAUAUAUCUAGUCAAACAAAGGCAUUUUGUUGUCUCAUAGUUUGGAAAUUGUUAGACCAUAGCAUUUGUAUAUAGCUAUUUUGUAACACUUUUUUAUACUUUCAAUAAAGAAACCUUUUU
Macrobrachium nipponense is the source of this 2183-nucleotide messenger RNA. RefSeq names its product Kruppel-like factor 3. The transcript has 2 exons. Lineage: Eukaryota; Metazoa; Arthropoda; Malacostraca; Decapoda; Palaemonidae. Bases 252 to 1478 code for a protein of 408 amino acids. Gene Ontology annotation, molecular function: RNA polymerase II cis-regulatory region sequence-specific DNA binding; DNA-binding transcription factor activity, RNA polymerase II-specific. The record is from RefSeq and is a predicted model, not a curated record. Gene Ontology annotation, biological process: regulation of transcription by RNA polymerase II.